GGGUGACGUAUAAAAGGGCUUGAGACGCCCCCACUCCAUUCCUAGGGCGUAAACGAAGGAAAGCACCAAGCCGUAGCAGAAGAAGGAGAAGAAGAGAAAAGAGGUCUCUCUCUGUCCAUUUUGCCACAAGGUAGGAGAUGGAUCGUUACCAGAGAGUGGAGAAGCCGAGGGAGGAGACGCCGAUUGACGAGAACGAGAUUAGGAUAACGAGCCAGGGAAGGAUGCGCAGCUACAUCACCUACGCCAUGACCCUGCUUCAGGAGAAAGAUUCGAAAGAAAUUGUGUUCAAGGCCAUGGGAAGAGCCAUCAACAAGACUGUGACUAUAGUGGAGUUAAUCAAGAGAAGAAUUGUGGGUCUUCAUCAGGUAACUUCCAUCGGAUCAAUAGAUAUAACUGAUAAAUGGGAGCCUUUGGAGGAAGGCCUUGUCACGUUGGAGACCACAAGGCAUGUAUCGAUGAUUACAAUAACUCUCUCAAAGAAGGAACUGGACACAUCGUCUGUUGGGUAUCAGCCUCCAUUACCUGCUGAGAUGGUGAAGACAUCAUCAGAGCUUUAUAUUGAAGGAGAGGGAUCACCUAACGGGCGAGGAAGAGGCCGCGGUGGCAGAGGAAGACCAAGAGGUAGAGGGAAUGGUUUUGUGAAUCAUGAGUAUGAUGAUGGAGGCUGGGACCGCAACCAGGGUUAUGCUAGAGGUAGGGGUCGAGGAAGAGGACGUGGUUUUCGUGGCCGCGGAAGGGGAGGAUACAAUGGACCUUAUGCUGAUACACAGCAAGACAGAGGAUACAAUCAAGAACCACCUGCUCAGAACCGCGGCCGUGGCCGUGGAAGGGGAACUCGCGGAAGAGGCCGUGGUUACAGAUCAAAUGGACCGAUCCAGGCAACUGCACAGGUUGCAUAAUGCAUUCCUAAAAGAUUGCGGUUCGAUUUUGAUAUGUGCUUUCUCCAUAUUUUACUACCGUCCUAUUUUCUGUGUUAAUCGAAUGACGUUUUGGCUAGGCUGUGUUUGUGUAACCAUUUUAGACUUGAUAGUGAUUAGGUUCUUGUGGCCAUUCUUUCUUUGCUGUAGAGAUAGGUGAUUGACAUGUUAAUUUUGACUGAGCAGCACAUUCUUUUAUUCUAAUAGUAAGGACUGACAUUGUCAG
Molecule: messenger RNA, 1143 nt
Organism: Rhodamnia argentea
Lineage: Eukaryota; Viridiplantae; Streptophyta; Magnoliopsida; Myrtales; Myrtaceae
Product: ribonuclease P protein subunit p25-like protein
Exons: 9
Coding region: 138-899 (253 amino acids)
Molecular function (GO): RNA binding
Source: RefSeq, a predicted model, not a curated record